Molecule: messenger RNA, 6405 nt
Organism: Amoebophrya sp. A25
Lineage: Eukaryota; Dinophyceae; Syndiniales; Amoebophryaceae
Source: the annotation of a GenBank genome assembly
GACGCACACGCUGCCAGCGUUUUUCUUGAGGUCUGUGGAACGCUUCUUGGAGAUGCUGAUCGAUCUUUUGUCGCAGUUGCCCUUCCGCAAGUGCUUCCGACCACUGUUUUUGGACAGACACCUUGUUGUCCGUGUCCGAGACUUCAUCGAGAUGAUGCGUGCACGAGCAGACGAGCAGCGAAAAAUGGGUAUCAUUGGACCUACUGGCAGAGGAAAAGUAGGCGGAAAGAAAGGAGGCUGGGGAAAGAACUUCUACAACUACAAGGGCUGGAAAGGCAAGGGUAAAGGCUAUGGAGGUUAUAAACAAGAUUUUGGAGGUAAAGACUUGAACAAGGGCGGAAAAGGCAAAGGUGGAGAGUUCUACGGUAAAGGGGGUGGUCCUCCAGGAGGUAAGGCAGGUUAUGGUGAAGUAAUGUCCAAAAGUGAUGACGUGUGGACCGGAGAUGCUUGGGAUAAUCAGCCUUUUGAAGCGUGGUUUGCGCAUGCGACUGGCAAGAAGGGAGACAUGAAAGGUGCACCAAAUGGCUCCAUGAUGAUGAACAUCUUUGCAGAGGAGCAAGAAAUGAAUGUGCCAUUCUUUACUACUGAAGAUGAAGACUACAGUAAGUAUCUGGCGGAAAACAUCAAGCAGGAUGAAAAGAACACAACCAGUGCAGAGGAAGAGCACCAGCAGGAGCAGAAUGUUGUUUGGUUUCCGGAUCAAAUGCUGGAUCCGGCUGAAGAACAAAGACUAUUGGAAGCACAGCAAGGGGGAGAUAACAAAUUUAUUGGUUUUGCUCCAUCUUCUUCGGCUAAUGGCGGUAUGGCAGCUGCAGAAUCUUCAUCUGCCACACAUCAGAAGACUGCUUUCGAACUCUCAGCCGAGAAGGAGGAUAGUAUGGUUUUCGCCAGCGGCAUCUAUCCGGAGGACGAUAUUUGGAGGUUGAGUGAGCAACUGUUGGACAUUUUGGCCUUCUACGAACGAUUCGAGGUGGAUGACGUCACGGGGGCAGCCUUGCAUCGACAAGACGUACUGCAGAUGCACUACGACGACCACAACGCUUUGCGAAAAAUCUGCUUCUCCUUGGCGAAUGAGGCGCUUGGACUCGGAGCGGGCGCGUCGGAGCAGUUGAAGGGGGAAGAGGUAAUUUGAUUGAGAGACGAAGAUCUUAUCAAUUUGACUUUCGACUGUAUUAAAAUAAGCAAACUUUGACGUACUUUUUUUUGUACUCAUACAUAAAUAGCUUGUUUUUCUGCUGCAAUAACAGUGAAAAAAAGUCUACUGCUACUGCUGCUCAUCAUCUCAGUUAUAAUUUGAAACAAAAAAUUUCUCUUACUUGAACUACAGGCCCGUCGUGCUCUCGAAGAAACCAGCGAAGAAAUGCGUGGCAUCGCUCUCUCCCAUGUUGGCGACUUCCAGACUCGUGGUGAACUCAGAAAAGCUUUCGCCAAGCUCCCCUAUGCCGUUCUCAGGGAAAUCACGCAUCAACUGUGUUUCCUCGAUGUACAUCGCGACAGCACCUUGACAAGGAUGGAUGAAGCGGUGUCUUUGUACUUGGAGCAGAGAAAAGCAAGCCGAAAGCAGAAGAAGGCUGAACAAGACGGAGGUCAGGCUGACGAAGCUUUGAAGUCCUCAUCAAAGGCGGACAACAAACUAGUCGCAUUGUCCAAGGAGGCUAAAUCGAAGUUGAAGAGCAAGUCCAAGAAGGAAGAAAUCGCACUGCGCAAGAUCUUCUUAGAAGUCCUCUAUCAAAAGCUCGAAGCCAAGGAGGCACAGAUUGAUAAGGUGAACGCCUUGCCACUCUACCCAGCCGAAGACGUCAUCUGGGACAAGAAUCUCGUUCCCGAAGACCACUACCAGAACGAAUACGCCUUAGCUUUGCCCAAACUCAACUUACAAUUCUUGACCAUUCACGACUACUUGCUGCGCAACUUCCAUCUCUACCGUCUGGAAUCCACGCAUGGCAUCCGAGAUGACCUGCGAGAUGUGAUUCCGCGAUUGCGUGCGAUCCAAGAUGAGAACUGUCGUGGCGGAGUGCGCUGGCUUGGAAGUUCGAGGAUGGCGUUGCCGGUUGAGUCGUUCCAGAUUACGGAAACAAAAGCACCACGGGUCGGAGAAACUGUGCCUUCAGCGGUAAUGAUGAUGAAUAUACACCAUUGCUUCUUGAAAAUGAAUGAAACAACUAGGACACAGCAAAUCUAGCAUUUACUUCUUCGGACUUUCUUCCGGAUCUCGAACUCGUCUAUUUCACAUCUUUUUCCUCAAUUGUAACCUCUCGUCUCUAGCAGCUUCCCGCUAUGUUGGCUAUGUUGGUCGUGUCUAUGUGUGUCUAUAACUUCAACUUUCUUGUUGAUACUUACAACUGCAAAUUCAUCCACGACAUCAGGUAAAGUGCGAGAUCCGUUUUUCGAUUUCUUCGAUCCGUUCUCCGCACGUGCAACGCGAGUGGUCUUCUUUGAAGGAGCAUGAUGUGGUCUUCCUAGUCAUCAUUCAGCCGCCAGAACAGCCGUAUUUGGGCAAUCCGACCGAUUUGGAGGUGAACGAGUUUGCUCGCGCCUUUGGAAUCCGGGAGAUCCGAGGAGUGGAAGUUUUAGAACUUCUAGAUGGGGAGAACAACGUCAUCUCCGAUUCCAGUGUAGACCGCAAAGAGCCGAUUGGGGAUGAGCGUGUAGUGCAGGGACUGUACGAUCCAGCUCAAUUUCAAUUGGAUAAUGCUCCGGAAAUAGAUUUGUUCAGUGGUCCGCCAGGCACGGCAGGCAUGAGCCAUCCGAUCUUCCACUUGAUCGUGCGGAGGGAUCCGAAGGUGAACAACUUCAAAGCGGUACUAGAAACGAUCCGUGACUUGAUGAACAGCGAUGUCAGUGCCGUGGUGCCAAGGUGGCUACAUCGAUUGUUUUUGGGAUACGGAGAUCCCUUGGAGACGCAGUACAAGAUUUUGGGGUCGACUCCGGAGAUCGAUUUCCGAGACACGUUCUUGGACCGAUCGCAUGUGUUUGAAUCGUUUGCGGAAUGCGAAGAUAUCAGGAUUGACGAAGACUGCAAGCCGCCGUACAAAUUGCACUUCGUGACUGGGAGUAAGGACGAAGGUGUGAAUGCUAGUAAGGAUGACGGUGAAGAUCAGAUGGAAGUAGACGCUAAUAUGGUGGAUGUUGAUCAAGACGCAACUUCUACAGCUAAGAAAUCCAAGAUGAAGAGAAAGAAAGCACAAGCCAAGGUUCAGUUCACGAGCAAGAUCAAGAGUCGCAAGGGUGCAGGUACCGGCAACAAGGUUGAUGCCAGCCAUGCGAGUGGAGCGAACACCAAUGCCGCGAACGCUCUCGAUAUUGUGGAUCUGCGCAUUACUGGAUCCACCUACAUCGUGAAGAAUCCGGGUCCUUAUCCGUUUUGCAUUCCGAACCGCAACAAAGUUCGUUUCACCCCGGUGCAGAUCGAUGCCAUCCGCAGUGGCGUGAACCACGGACUGACCAUGGUCGUUGGACCACCGGGAACCGGAAAAACCGACACUGCAGUCCAAAUCGUCAACCUGCUGUUCCACAAUUUCCCAGAUCAAAAGAUCGUUUUAGUGGCUCACAGCAAUCAGGCUCUGAACGAUUUGUUCGAUAAGAUUUGCCAACUCGACAUCCCAGAACGCUACUUGGUGCGUCUCGGUCGGGGUAUCGACGAACUAGACUCUGAACGCGAUUUCAGUAAGCAUGGCCGCAUCGAUUUCAUGCUCAAACGUCGACUGGAACUAUUGCAAUUGGUGGCGAAACUAGCGCGUUGUCUUGGUGUUCCGGAGCAAGACGCAGCCUACACGUGCGAAAGUGCGAAGUUCUUCUUCCUACAGCAUGUGCAGUCUGCGUGGGAGCUGUUCUUGGAGAAGCUGCAAAUGGCCGGUCCGGAUGGCAAGAACUUAUCCAAAGUCUUGGAUGCGAGUCACUUCGGGAAGAAAGCGCAUUUGGCUGGAUCUGGUGGUGCCGACACUGGUGCUGUUCCUCCAGAUCAAAUGUCUGCGAGCCAAGCAAAGAAUGCUCGUCAGAAGAAGAAGCGAAAGCUGGACAAGACCUUCGUCAAGGGAGAGGACUUGAACACGACAGGACAAGAAGCGGCAGCCCCUGGACCUCAAAUCGAUGCUGAGGCUGAGAAACAAGUGAUCGCAGACCAACUCCUGGAGGAACACAAUGGCAGCGUUGUGGGCGCCUUGUUUCCGUUCUUGAAGUUCUUUGAUGACGUGCCUUACAAACUCUUCAACUACGGCGAUUACACGCAGGAUUUGGACGAGGCUGAAGGCUGCUUCCGAUACCUGAAAACUCUAGUGAAAGAGAUAGACGAGUGCCUACCAUUCGAACUGCUACGUUCCGGAACGGAUCGUGGAAAUUAUUUGGUCACAACGCAUGCCCGCAUCAUCGCAAUGACCUGUACACAUGCAGCGCUGACAAGAGCGAAUCUGGUACUAUUCUACUUUCUAAUACUUUUUGUACGGCUACGGUAAAAAACACUCUUUUUCUACUUACUCAACUUUCGUAAUUAUGAUUCAUCCAACACAACCACGUCAGUCGGCUUCAGAUCAGUGUCCAGUUUUGUCAUUACACCAUCGUAUGAAACCUCCCAAACGCAAACGUCCUCCACAAUGGCUACCAGGUAAAGCUCAACUUCCAGUAUGACAAUCUGAUUAUGGAGGAGAGCGGUCAGAUCUUGGAGGUCGAAACCUUGAUUCCCAUGUUGUUGCAGAAAGCUGACGUUGCAGGUGAAUCCCGAUUAAAAAGAGUGGUGCUCAUCGGUGAUCACCACCAGUUGCCGCCAGUGGUCAAAAAUCGAGCGUUCCAGAAAUACGGGAAAUUAGACCAAAGUCUUUUCACAAGGUUCAUUCGCCUGAACGUGCCUCACGUGACGCUAGAUGCGCAGGGUCGUGCGAGACCGAGCAUUGCCAGCCUGUACAGUUGGCGCUACGACAACAUGCGCAACCUGCCGAUCGUGGAGAAGAAGGUCGACUACAGACUGGCGAAUACAGGCUUGAUAUACGACUACCAGUUCAUCAACGUGCCAGACUACAACGGCAAAGGGGAAACAACACCUAUGCCAUACUAUUUCCAGAACGAGGGCGAAGCCGAAUAUGCAGUCGCUUUGUUCAUGUUCAUGCGGUUACUGGGAUAUCCGGCUGGCAGCAUCUCGAUCUUAACGACAUACAACGGACAGAAGGCGCUGAUUAAAGACGUAAAAAUGGAAUUAUCUAUCCUGAUGUUUUGAUCUAUGACUUCUCCUCGUCCUUCGGCUCUUGGAAGGGCAUCUUCUACAUAAGUAGGCUUUUUAUUAAGGGUAGGUUAAAGGUGCUUUUCUUACCGCUUUUUAUGCCUCUCUCCCUUAGGAGAAGAAAGGCAUAACAAGCGGGGUAAGCGAGCACCAAAAACCUACCUCUAAUUUUACUUCCAAUUUUGUUCCAUUUCUGAUGUUCUCAAAACGAACACCGACUUAAUAUCAAACAAACACUUCGUUUUCACCACACAAACAUACAGGUGAUCCAAAAGCGUUGCGCUUGGAACCCUCUCUAUGGUUGGCCCAAGCAGAUUACUACAGUUGACAAGUACCAGGGUCAGCAGAACGACUACAUCAUCCUCUCGCUGGUGCGAACCAGCACUGUAGGUCAUCUCCGAGACGUCCGCCGUCUGGUCGUCGCCAUGAGUCGAUCCAAGCUGGGUCUCUACGUUCUCGGACGCUUCAAGCUCUUUAGUCAGUGCUUUGAGCUCCAGACUGUCCUCAAAAUGUUCAAGAAGCGACCACUCAGUCUAGCAUUGCACGAGAAUUACAUGAACGAGUUCUGGCCAUGCGAAAGGUUUCUAGACACCAGUGACGACUACGCAGAGCGACACUGCAAACUGAUCGCUAGUGGUUUGGAAGAACUGUGGAGCGUCAUAGGCGAGAUGCAACAAAGAAAAGCAACUGAAAUGCAAGGGUUGUUGGCGGGAGGAGCAGAAAACCUCGAAUACAUGCAACCGCCGGCAGAAUUGUAGAGGCGAUAACUACAUGAUCGACACAGGAAUGUCCAUAUGUUGUGAUGUGAAUGACAAUCAUGUGUUAAAUCUGAUGACAUCUUCAUGCUGUAAUGUUGAGAAAUUUGUCCUGUUUCAUCAUCAAUUUGAGUACUGGUGGAAAUCUUUAUCGAUACAUCAUAGUUUUGGUCGGCGGCGUUCUCGUUGAGUAGAACGUUGCCAGACUCCAACAUAUUGAGAUAGACAAAUCGCGACGGAAAAACUCCAUAGAAGUUUUGCCGCUCAUGGCGUGUUAUGACGAGUGGUGCGCAUCCACGAAUCACUCGUAUAUACAAGAAGUGUCAGAAACUUUGACACAGGGACAUGAUCGAAAUUCUAUGUUUGUUUCACCCUUUUCCCUCAUGUGUAUCCCACGAAUGAUGACCGCGAGCAAGAAGAGAAGCUUAAGAUUAAGAAGCC